Messenger RNA from Rotaria sordida, 1506 nucleotides. Lineage: Eukaryota; Metazoa; Rotifera; Eurotatoria; Philodinida; Philodinidae. The record is from the annotation of a GenBank genome assembly.
AUGACGAAUGAGCAACUUCAAUCUUCUACUGUACUUCCUGUGUCGGACAAUAACGAUGAGAAUCGUGAACUUGUUGGAUUAAAACUGAAACAUUUUCAAGAUGAACCAAGCGUCAAUAUUGUUAAUGGUAUGUCAGCCAAUGAUACAAAUGAUGAUCCUAAAGACAAGAAACUCUUGCGUAAACUUGAUCUUUAUAUCAUACCUGCUAUGACAUUACUUUAUUUACUCAGUUUUCUCGAUCGAAUUCCAUCGAAUUUGGCACUGAAAAAAUUUCGACCAAGUCGAUGGAUACCACUUAUUAUGAUUAUUUGGGGUCUUGCAACGAUUUAUAUCGGCUCUGUUAAAUCUUAUACGAAUCUUCUUAUUUGUCGACUUAUAUUAGGUGCUGCUGAAUCAGGCCUGUUUCCAGGAAUCAACUACUAUCUAUCAAGUUGGUACAAAAGACGUGAAAUUUCGUGGCGUGUUAGUAUUCUUUUCGGUGCUGUGUCACUAGCUGGCACCUUUGGUGGUAUUCUUGCAUAUGGAAUCAAUCAUAUGCAUGGUUUGUUGGGUCAAGAAGGUUGGCGUUGGAUCUUUUAUGUCGAAGGUUUAGUUACUGUCAUCGUCGGAGCAUUUUCCUACUUUUUUAUCAGUGACUUUCCAUCGGAUCGACCAAAGUUUCUUACUGAAAAUGAAUGUAAUCGUGUCAUUUUUCGUUUACGUACUGAUGCCGGACCUGGUGCUAGCGAACAUUUUAGUUGGGCUCAAGUUGGUUCAGCUUUUUUAGAUUGGAAAUUAUAUGUUUGGUCAUUGUGUGGUAUCACUAUAACUAUACCAUUUCUUUCACUCGGUUUCUUCUCUCCAACUAUUAUUGCUAAUCUAGGUUUUGUCACUUAUCAAGCACAACUUCUUACUGCUCCACCAUAUGCUUUUGCCUUUAUUACUACAAUGAUUACUGCCUAUUUCUCCGACAAAUAUGCUCGUCGUGGCAUUUUCAUCAUGUUCUGGUCAAUAAUUAGUACUAUUGCUUAUAUAAUUCUUAUUUUGGUCGAUAAUUUUGCUCUAAAAUAUUUUGCUAUUUUUAUUGCAGUUGGCGGAUUAUCACCAUGUACGGCAAUAUGUAUCAGUUUUCUCUCAUGUAAUGUUAGUCCUCAUAUAAAACGAGCUACUGCAAUAGCAUUCAUGUUGUCCAUGUGUAACAUUGGAGGAGCCAUCGGUGGCCAAAUUUAUAGACAACAAGAUGCACCUCGUUUCAUUAUGGGUCAUUCUAUCAAUCUUGUCUGUUGUAUCUUAAGUUUUAUUACUGCUGCUCUUCUUGUUGUUUAUCUUUAUUUGGAGAAUCAACGACGUGAUCGUUUAUAUGGAAAAGUCGCAAACUAUACGUUAACGAAUCCCAAUACAGGCACCAUAGAUGUAUUUGGUUUGGGUAGCGUCGAAGAUCGACAACGAUGGGGCUAUGAAAACAUGUCUGAGAAAAAAAUUCGUGAUUUAGGUGAUAAACAUGUUGCAUGGCGAUAUAUGUUAUAA